AUGAAUGAAAAUGAAAUUGAGGAAAUGUUAGAUCACCUAAGAAGGAUCAAAAUUGAAGGUAACCUGGAUAGCUUCAAGAUUUGGCAUAUUGGGGAUCUUGAUAUUGUGCUAAGAGUUUUUAGAACCUUUAUAAAGUAUCAUGUUCUUUUACCUGAUUGUUUAGUCAAACUCACAAAGAAUGCCAAAUGGACUGUGGAAAUGCUUCACCGGGUAUUUGAUGGGAUUCCCGAUGAAUGUAAAACUAACCUUAAUCUGGAAAGGCUAGAAUCACAUUUGUUGGAAUUCUUUGAAGGUAACUCCAGUUUAAGUUACAAUUAUGAGUUGAAUGAUUUUGAUCUGUCGAAAUAUAUGGAUUGUCUGGAAAAAAUUCUAAAUGAUGUACUAAUGAUGUUCCUGAAAAAGGGUAGGUCCUGUCAUCCCAAAGAAAAACUUGCAAUACAUCUAUCUAUAAAGAAACUGAAAAUUGUUCAAAAGAAAAUGAGAUUUUUGAGAUACAUAUAUGCCACAGAGAUAAAUGGUUAUGUCAACUAUGAGAAGCUGGAAUGUUUGGAGACUCAAAUUCAGUUUAUGGCUAACAAUGUGGGACAAUUUUGUUUGGCCGUAUUAGACUAUGUUGCUGAUGUUGAAGUUAAUGAUGAAAAUGAUAUCUUUAAUAAACCUCCUUAUCUAUUAUCAUUGAUUGUGUUUGUGGAGCUGGAAAUGAAGAAGAUUUUUCAUGGUGAACUAAAGGCUUCAAAGUUUACUCAAUCAAAACCUUUCAAGGACAAGAAAUUACCAAAAGAAUUUUCACAUCAUCUCUGCAAUCUGUUGAUGUAUCUCAGAAACAAAAAACUCGAGAACUUUCCUAAUAAUAUCUCUGCUCAAAAUAUUGAUGUGGCAAUAGAAUUCUUGUUGGUUUUCCUUGAUGCUGAUGUGUCAAAUCACGUUAUUAAUGGUAACUGGUUGAAUGAGGUCUUGUUAAAGGUUGGAGCUAUAGCGGGUGAUGUUCUAUAUGUAAUUCAAAAGCUUGUUCCUAGAUCUAUAAACAAAGAUGACACUAGCAAAAUAAGUCUUUGCUCGAUACAGAUAUUGGAGAAGACUAAAGAUCUGAAGGCACAAGUUGAGACGUACUACAAAUCCUUAAAAUUUACUCCAUCUCAAUUCCCCACCUUUGGUGGAUUGAGCUUUCUGGAUUCUCUUUUAAAGAAACUGAAUGAGAUGUCGAAAUCUAAGUCUGGUUUAGAUUUCUUGAUGAAACCUCUUUUAGGGAAUUUGGAGAAAGAGUUAUCAUCUCUUACAUCCAUUUUAGAGAAGGAGCUAUCAUCCAUUUUCAGAGAUAUCGUGCACCACGAACAUAAAAUUCCUAAAGAUCUUCAGAGACGUACCAUCAAUUUGGCAUAUGAGGCUGAGGUUGCCAUUGACUCUAUUCUUGCUCAGAAUAAUGCUUUUUUGCAUAUUUUUUGCUCACUUCCUACAAUUUUAAAAGAGAUCAAGCAAAUUAAUGCAGAGGUGACUGAGAUGUGGUCAGCGGACAUUCCUUUUAAUCCUCACUACGUGGCUGCUCCAUUUAAACAUCUGCCAGCUCGACAUAGCAAUCCUGUGACUGAUGAGGAGGUAGUCGGUUUUGAGAAUAAAGCAGAAGAACUAAUUGAUUAUCUGAUUAGAGGUACAAAUGAGCUAGACGUCGUCCCAAUUGUAGGCAUGGGGGGACAAGGGAAAACGACAAUUGCUAGAAAGCUGUACAAUAAUGACAUCAUUGUUUCUCGCUUUGAUGUUCGAGCAUGGUGCAUCAUUUCUCAAACAUAUAAUCGGAGAGAGCUAUUACAAGAUAUUUUUAGUCAAGUUACAGGUUCCAAACACAAGGAAGAUACGGUUGACGUUCUUGCCGACAUGUUGAGGAGAAAAUUAAUGGGAAAGAGAUAUCUCAUUGUAUUGGAUGAUAUGUGGGAUUGUAUGGCAUGGGAUGACUUAAGGCUUUCUUUUCCAGAUGUUGGAAUGAGAAGCAGAAUAGUCGUAACAACUCGACUUGAAGAAGUGGGUAAGCAAGUCAAGUACCAUACUGAUCCUUAUUCUCUUCCAUUCCUCACAACAGAAGAGAGUUGCCAAUUGUUGCAGAAAAAAGUGUUUCAAAAGGAAGAUUGCCCGCCUGAACUACAAUAUGUGAGUCAAGCAGUUGCAGAAAAAUGCAAAGGACUCCCCCUAGUGGUUGUCUUGGUAGCUGGAAUAAUCAAAAAAAGGAAAAUGGAAGAAUCUUGGUGGAAUGAGGUGAAAGAUGCUUUAUUUGACUAUCUUGACAGUGAGUUCGAAGAAUAUAGUCUGGCGACUAUGCAGUUGAGUUUUGAUAACUUACCCGAUUGUUUAAAGCCUUGUCUUCUUUAUAUGGGGAUGUUUUCGGAGGACGCAAGAAUUCCAGCAUCUAAAUUGAUAAGUUUAUGGAUUGCUGAAGGAUUCGUGGAGAACACUGAAUCUGGGAGAUUAAUGGAAGAGGAAGCUGAAGGUUACUUGAUGGAUCUCAUUAGCAGUAACGUGGUAAUUGUUUCAAAGAAAGGUUAUAAUGGUAAAGUCAAAUGCUGCCAGGUUCAUGAUGUUGUGCAUCACUUUUGCUUGAAGAAGAGUAGAGAAGAAAAGUUUAUGCUUGCAGUGAAGGGUCAAUAUAUCCAGUUUCAACCGUUGGAUUGGAAGGGAAGUCGAGUGAGCUUCAGUUUCAGUGAAGAGCUUUCCAAGUUUGCAUCUCUGGUUUCCAAAACACAGAAGCCUUUCCACCAACACUUGAGGUCUCUGAUAACGGCUAAUGGUGGAGAAUCUAUUGAUGUGAUUCCCUUCUGUCAGAUUACUGAAUUGCGACUUCUUAAAGUCUUGGAUUUGAUUUCUUAUACUGUGGAGUUUUUGUCGUUUGCUACAUUCAAACCACUAAAUCAGCUGAAGUACCUCGCAGUUUGGGCAGAUAAAUUCUAUUUUGAUCCAGGAACACAUCUGCCCCAUAUAGAAACUUUAAUUGUGAAGAAUUUUCCUUAUGGUGUACGGUUACCAGUGUCUUUUUUGGAAAUGGAAAAAUUAAGGCAUGCUCAUUUUGGUUGGGCAGUUUUUGAUAAGCAGGGGCUCUUUGAAGGAUCCUCUAAAUUAGAAAAUUUGAGGAUAUUAAAGAAAAUUGUUGGAUUUCCGAUUGAUAGUCUGGAUGUGUUAUCAAAGAGGUGUCCUAAUCUUCAACAACUUCAAAUCACACUUGAGGAUGAUGAAGAUUCUGCAGAGCCUUUUUGUCCCAAAUUGGAGAAUCUUACCCAGCUUCAAGAACUUCAACUUUCCUUUGUGCAUCCCCGCAUUCUAUCCGGGUUACAGGUGCCUUCAAAUUUAAACAAGCUGGUACUUAAAGGAAUUCAUAUUGAAAGUGCUAUUUCCUUCAUUGCGGAACUACCAAGCCUGGAGUAUCUCCAAUUACAGGACGUGUGUUUUCCUCAAUCAGAAGAGUGGUGCCUUGGAGAUAUCAGGUUUCAUAAACUUAAGUUGUUGAAAUUGGUGCAGUUAGGUAUCUCAAGGUGGGAUGCCUCGGAGGAAUCAUUUCCCUUGCUUGAAACACUUGUUAUAAAAAAGUGUGGUGACCUAGAGGAGAUCCCACUUAGCUUUGCUGAUAAUCCAUCAUUGAAACAGAUUAAAUUGAUUGGGUCCUGGAAAGAAUCUCUGGAGGAUUCAGCUGUGAGAAUUAAGGAAGAGAUCGAAGAGAUUGAAGGAUGUAAUCGUAUACACCUCGUCAAAGAAUAG
This is a messenger RNA of Solanum verrucosum, 3735 nucleotides long. Its product is annotated as putative late blight resistance protein homolog R1A-3. Gene Ontology annotation, biological process: defense response to other organism. Lineage: Eukaryota; Viridiplantae; Streptophyta; Magnoliopsida; Solanales; Solanaceae. Gene Ontology annotation, molecular function: ADP binding. Bases 1 to 3735 code for a protein of 1244 amino acids. The transcript has a single exon. The record is from RefSeq and is a predicted model, not a curated record.